This is a messenger RNA of Nylanderia fulva, 2892 nucleotides long. Lineage: Eukaryota; Metazoa; Arthropoda; Insecta; Hymenoptera; Formicidae. The record is from RefSeq and is a predicted model, not a curated record.
UAAAAAACCAAAAAAUAAAAAAAGAGUAUUGACAGCGCAAGUUCUGAACCUGUAUUCUCGUAUUAUUAACUUUUGCACUCACUCACUGUGCCAUAGGGCAUUGAUCUAUAACACGUCUUUCUUUGUAUCGUAUAACAUACGUUUUAUUUAAAUUUUAAGUAUAAAAAUAUAUUACAAGACGUAUUGACAGACAAAAAGUUUCUAUAGGGCUUAACUAUAUUCAGAGUAGAUUUAUUAUAAAAAAUGGAAUCAAAAUCGGUGAAGAGUCAACCGCGACUUUCCUUGUUAGUGAUUAACACGGAUACUUUACCGAAUGAGAUCGAAGCAUUCUUUCUUCUUCAUUUUGUCGUUUACGUCGAUACCAUUGCGUACACCGAGGAAUAUUCUUAUUUAAGAACAAAUAGCGCUUAUAACGCCCCAUUGGAAAUUUUUAUAUCUUCACAAUUAUUUAAAAUAUUGUGGACCAGAGGGAUUACAUUUGUGAUACACACGUUCCUGCGACCGCGCUCGUUACCAAGUCCUGCGCUCUUUCAUUUAUUAUGAACGUUGUUGACGCGUUGCUAAGAAAGAUGCUUAUAGCGCUGAAAACGUCAAAGCGAACGCAGUUUAUAUCCGUGACUUCAGUAAUAAUAUGAAUACGUCUAAUUGGUUCGCGUAUGUGAAAUAUAAAGAUAAUGAAAAAGAAAAAGUGCCAAUAAGUAAAAUAAGUGAUGUUAAUGACAAAGGAGAGAAGAUUUAAUUUCAGCCUGAGGAUCUAAAUGAUUAUGUGUAUGGCAAAUUGUAUUCGGUCCGAACAAGUCUACGCAGCAAAAAUGGCAAAGAAUCAAAAUAUUAUGCCGUUAUUGGCAAACUGGCAGAGUCUUUAGAAGCCCUGGAUAAUGUGAGACCUAGAUGGCCAGACCUGCAAAUUGACGAAAAAGAACCUGAAUCCACGGGAGUAGAAGAUCAGGAAAAGAACGAGCAAGUAAAUUAUUUUAUCAAAAAAAAUAAAGAUCAAGAGAAAAUCACGAAAAAUAGAAAACAACGUGCCUCAAAUAAGGAAUUCGAAUUAUUUAUUGAGAAUAAUUUAUUGCAAGAAAAAAUUCCCGAAACAGAUGUUUCAAUUGAACCAGCGAAAAAAAAAAAAGAAAAAAAGCAAAAGAUAUGAUGGAGAUAAUACUCAAGCAGAGAGUGAAAACUAUGAAUUUGUUAACAGAGAUUCGAUCGAGACGAAAUCUCUUCUAGAACAAAUUCAGCAAUUAAAGGCUGAGCUGAAAAAAAAGAUGAAAUUUCCUUUGCUAACAAUCAGCAAGUUGAGCAUAUAGAGAGAAUUUUUGAUAAGAAAAUGAUGAAAUUAGAAGAAAGAUUGGAAAAAAAUUUAGAAAAGAAAAUUAAAGUAAUUAAAGAUAUGAUUGGAGAAAGCGUUGAUCAACUUGACCAAAAAAUAUCAAAUAUCGAGAACCUAAUGAAAAUACAUGUGCCUUCUACACUCACUUCGAGCAGUAUGGCUCCUGAAUCGGAGGAAAAGGUACAUCUUGGUGAGGGAAUUAUGUGUUCCAAAUAUGCCUAUCAUGUUCUGAGUACGGUUAAGGAACAUUCUGAUUGGGCUGUAGCAUUCCUUACCGGAAUCUACGGUGAUAAGGCUUGGAAUAUGAGAUAUGGGAAGCCUAGGAGCUCAGACUUGGAAUCCUUUUCACAUUCGUUUGUAAAUGUUGCCAAAUAUCAUUACAGAAAGUGGCUUGAAAAUUUUUCGAUUGGGGGUACUGAAGAUCGUAAAUACAGUUCUGCCCAAAUCGAAGAUUUGAUCAAUAGCCUCCCAACAUAUCUUUCGAAAAGAUGUAUUGACAUGAACGGAUCGCGUAUAAAAAAGAACGAUACCUCUAGUAAACAAUUGCAACAAAGAUCUGAUUCGAAAAGACAAUAUAAAAGAAGGGGCUCUUUGCAACAACUUCAGCCAUCAAUAAGAACCCAGCAAUUGCAACCUGACCAAGAGCCACUACAAGAGCAGAUACAAAAUCAACAGCAGUUACAAAACCAACAGCAGUUAAACACACCGGAAACUAACUAUUUAAGCUGGCAGAUUCCCUAUGACACGUACGGGAAUGGGCCGCAGGGCCUAGUAGCAGUCCCAGUUAUUUCUACUUCUAUGUCAAAUAAUUUUGAAAUCGGGCAUAACACUUUGAGGUUGUAAAGGCUCCUGGUACCUCGCCGACCAUGUCAGAAUCGUGACGUCAGAGGCGAGAAAACACGCUGAGAUUUUUUAGAUGCCAUUUCAAAAUAAAAAAUAUUCCGAUGAAACCACUUUAGAUAGCUUGGCACACUCUAAACUCCGAAAACUAUCUUUUUCCCUUUAUAAUCAAUCAACAGCUGUAAAAUUAUCGUAAUACAAGCCCCAGUCUGGGUUGUCUUUGUUGCAAUCGUUUACUUCAGGUAUCGCUUUUCUUUACACGUGAUCCAUUAUUCAUAUCAAUACACCUUUUCGAAAGAUAUGUUAAGAGGCUAUUGAUCAAAUCUUCUAUUUAGGCAGAACUGUAUUUACCGUCUUCAGUAUUCCCAAUCGAAAAAUUUUCAAGCCACUUUCUGUAAUGAUCUGCUGGGCUAAGUUCGUCUGAUUUUUGCACAUGCGCAGUCAUUCCGCAUGUCAAAGUCUGAUCACGAUAAUUUUACUAUUGUUGAUUGACUGUCAAGGGAAAAGAAUAGUUUUCAAAGUUUUUUUAAAAGUGUGCCAAAGCCAUCUAAAGUGCCGUUUCAUCGAAAUAUUUUUUUAUUUUGAGAUGGCAUCUAAGAAAUCUCAGUGUGUAUUUUCUCGCCUCUGAUGUCACAAUCCAAUAUGACCGCCAUAAGCACCCAGGAACCUUAAGAAGCAAAUAAUUUUAAAACUAAAAUAUAUGUAAGUAAUAAAUAUAAUUUUGA